Messenger RNA from Owenia fusiformis, 1361 nucleotides. The record is from the annotation of a GenBank genome assembly. NCBI's taxonomy places the organism in Eukaryota, Metazoa, Annelida, Polychaeta, Sabellida, Oweniidae.
UUCAGACACACAUCGUUGCAUUCUGUUUUGCAGUUACCUUAAUACAAUCGAGAUGUUAUUAAGUGCAAAAACUUGAAGUCCUUUUAAACUGUAUAAAGGCUUAUGCCAAAAGCUUAAACGUCUUGUAGAGGCUUUGCGAUGGUGAAAUUUUUCGGACGAAAAACCAAGGCGAAGGUUGCAAGUUUUGCAGUCUUUAUUCUUAUGUUUGUGUCAGCUUCUCUCUGGCUGUCGGAUAAUAACUUGCCAGGACACAAUGAAAGGAACGUUGGACCACACUCACUACAUAGGCGACGAGGUGCUAACGUUGGUAAUCAACCCAUGAAAAGACAAAAACGGAACAUUCGAGCCGAAGGAAUGGAGAGAGUGUUUUACAACAGAGUACCUAAAUGUGCUAGCACAACGUUUAUGGAAAUAAUCACGAAGCUAUCCAAGAAACUGAACUUUAACUACAAAUCCUCCAAUAAUUUCACACACGCAUCACUGCGGACGAAAGAACAGGUUGACUUUGUAAAAAAGUUUGAGGGUAUCGCUUCUCCUAUGGUGUAUGAUAGACACCUUUGGUUCAUUAACUUCACGAUGUACGGGGAACCGAUGCCAUAUUACAUCAAUAUAUUACGAGAUCCCUUGGAACGCUAUGCGUCACACUACUAUUACCAAAGACAGAUCAACCCUCUUAAAGUUGGAGUGUUUACAAAAUAUCAGAAAAAUGAAUCGCUAGAACAUUGUUUAGAAACAAAUACAAAUGCUACCUACAAAUGUGACUUCUUCCGUGGCACUUAUGUGAAGUAUUUCUGUGGACAGUUACCAUUAUGCAAGACUGUAUCACAAGCUGCAAUAUCGAGAGCGAAGCGCAACAUCAUGAAAUAUUACACUCUUGUAGGAUUAACGGACCAGUUUGAACUGACACUCGCAGCCCUUGAAAAACUUAUUCCAAAAUUCUUCAAUGGUGCUUUAGAUAUUUAUAAAAAAACUACAAACCAAAAUGUCAACCCCAAAAAGAGGAAAAUUUCACAAAAAGCUACAAGGCUUUUUCUAAGAAGCAAUCAAAACAACCACAUCUGAACUCACUGGACAAGAGAAAUUGUGAUGUCAAACUCUUUUAGUUGUGAUCUGAUUCUUAAAAAAUUAGAGCAUCCUACGUUGCACGACAAAACAAUGUGAUGAGAGGCAGAAUAAAACUGCAACUAGAUAUGGUUAAAAUUGUCCACUGAUUAGCGGACAAACUACAAAAAAUAUUUAUUACUUUCGUUAGAAAUGAAAAACUAGAUUUUCGCGAUAGUAAACGCACUUUUUGUCCAUCUUGAAUAUUUUUUUGCGUAGAACUAUUUAACAACAUCCAUCUUUCCACCAAAUAUUAAGAA